Molecule: messenger RNA, 2568 nt
Organism: Arthroderma uncinatum
Lineage: Eukaryota; Fungi; Ascomycota; Eurotiomycetes; Onygenales; Arthrodermataceae
Product: meiotic coiled-coil protein
Exons: 7
Coding region: 1-2568 (855 amino acids)
Biological process (GO): post-transcriptional regulation of gene expression
Cellular component (GO): cytoplasm
Molecular function (GO): mRNA 3'-UTR binding
Source: RefSeq, a predicted model, not a curated record
AUGUAUUACAAGGUCAUGGACUCUCCUAACGCGUCUCGAAAGCCGUCUGUUCAGGUCCAGGCUCAGUUCGACGCCACGGCGACUAACACUGCUUCCCACGGGCGUUUUGGCUCGGGAACGAUGAAUCUCGGUACAGUAGAUACUGGGGCCAAUCCCCUUGUGUCGUCGAAGCUUGGAAAUAUCCAAAACACCUCGAUGAUCGACGAUGGUGCUUCGUUGGGGAAGAAGCCGAAGCUUGAACAGGCCGGUUCUUCGAUUCCCUCCUUCAACCAGCAAUCCGUUAUGGAUCAAAUUCUUGCAAAGCUGUCCCCAAAGGAUCCUACGGCUGGCUCCUCUGCCGGCAAUGCGGCCACCAAAGUUUCUGAUACCCUUCCCCGUUUGGCAAAACAACCCUCUGGAGAAAAUAUUUCCCCUCUUGUAACCCAAGGAGAAUCUUCUACUACAUUUGGAGGAGUUCUCCCAUCCCAAAUGGCUGACCAGCCUACUAUGAAUGCCUGGCAGAAUGCUUUCAACUCUGGAAAGGGCAUGGAUACUCAGGAGAUGCUUCGCUUGCAACAAGAACUGGAAGCUGCGAACUCUCGUAUUGCCUUGCAGGAGCAAGAGCUAGCCCAAACCCGGGUUAUCAAACAUACACUUGACCAAGCUAUGGGGCCACCGUCUGAAGUUGACUUCGGUGGUCGUGAAAUCACGGAACAGACCAUCAGCAGCUUGCAGAAUGCCUUCAAUGCCUCUACUCGUCCAUUCAACCAGCGUCAAGACCAGUGGACGAUGCAAGAUGAUGCUCGUUCUGACAUCUCAGAUGCCUUAUCCGCUGGAGGAUAUAAUAGAGCCCGCGGUCUCUGGAAUGCAAACUCCCAGCCACAGGUGAAUGGCUUUGGCAACGCUGACAAGGGCCAUCGUGAUUUCGCGUUGCAUGACGCCAAUGUCAACCCUGAUGUCAGUCGUAAUUGGGGAAACCGUACUAGCCAGCAAGGAUUCAACUCUCAGCCUGGAUUUCCUCAUAACCAACGUAUGUUUCCUGGACACGGAAGUCCACCCUACGGGUUCGACAACCGCUACUCAGCCGAACAAGUUCCCCAACUUCAGGGGCCAACCAAUCGUCGUGCUACUCAAGCAAACCGUGGAGCUUCGUGCUUUCCACCUCAGACCUCACCAUGGGGUACAUUCUCACCACCAUUAGCUCCUGCUACCACUCUUCCCAGGCCAGCUAGCCAGCAACAAGUUGGAGCAUUCCAACCACAGAAUGUGUUCCCUAGUGUCAACACCUACCAGCCUCGUCCAAUUGGCACACCUCUAUCCCCAAUGGCUGCAGAGUUCACCGCGUUCUCAGCUACCCCUGGAUCUUGGGCACCUUCGACUGCUUCUGGGGUUGGUUCGACCUACGUGUCUCCACUUGAGCCUCUGAACUAUCGUCGUCUUCUAGACAAGAGCGUUUCUUGCGACUGGAAGUAUAUCGUGGACAAGAUUGUUUGUAACAAUGAUCAGCAGGCGUCCAUCUUCCUUCAACAAAAGUUGAAGGUUGGCACUUCCGAACAAAAGUACGAAAUCAUCGAAGCUAUCGCCAACCAGGCCUACCCAUUGAUGAUCAAUCGCUUUGGCAAUUUCCUCGUCCAGCGCUGCUUUGAGCAUGGCACUUCCGAGCAAGUUAUCGCUAUUGCUAAUGCAGUUCGUGGCAACACCCUGAGCCUAAGCAUGGACCCUUUUGGCUGCCAUGUUAUCCAGAAAGCGUUUGACUGCGUUCCAGAGGAACACAAAGCUGUUAUGGUCCAUGAGCUCCUUCGUCGUAUCCCUGAAACAGUAAUCCAUAGAUAUGCUUGUCAUGUGUGGCAGAAACUUUUUGAACUCCGUUGGAGUGGUGAACCACCACAGAUUAUGGCUAAAGUCAACGAAGCGCUUAGAGGCAUGUGGCAUGAGGUUGCCUUGGGAGAAACUGGAAGUCUUGUCGUUCAGAAUAUUUUUGAAAAUUGUGUCGAGGAUGAAAAGCGUCAAGCCAUUGAAGAAGUUCUUGCGAAAAUUGACCUCCUAGCCCAUGGCCAGUUUGGUAAUUGGUGCAUUCAGCACAUCUGUGAACAUGGGGCGCCACCUGACAAGAGCCGUGCUAUUGAACAUAUUCUUGCCUGGGCCACUGAUUAUAGCAUGGACCAGUUUGCUUCUAAAGUGGUUGAGAAGUGCUUGAAGAUUGGUGGUGCAGAAUUCCUUGACAGGUACCUCGCGAGAGUCUGUACUGGCCGUCCAGACCGCCCCCGUAUGCCCUUGAUCGAUAUUGCUGGGGAUCAAUAUGGAAACUACUUGAUUCAAUGGAUCCUUCUCAACGCCGGGAACCAGCACCGUGAACUGGUCGCGGGCCAUAUACGUAAACAUAUGGUCUCUCUCCGAGGCUCUAAGUUUGGAUCUCGUGUUGCCAUGCUCUGCUGCAACCCAAACCACGUUACUCGCCCUGGACCAGGAGCAGGUAUCCAGAUUAGCCGCUUCAACUCCCCAUCUGAGGAACGUGCUCCUAGCGCCAUUACUGGAGCCAGAUUCAACCGCAGCUCUCAGUGGACUAGCAACUACCCUCCAUUUCGUUGA